CCACCCGUCGGGCUUCUCGGCAGCUACUGCAGAGGAUCCAGAGCCGAGUCGCUGAGGAGGAGGAGGCUCCCGGUCCCUGCGCGCCAUCCGCCACCUUAGUGGACACCGGCGAGGGAGCGAGAGCGUCGCCUCUGUAGCCUCCGGAGAAGACAAGGGCAUCGUCGCCUCAGCCCCCGCCGCCGCCGCCGUUUUCGCCUGCAGCGGCUCGCCGGAUCCUCAGUCUUCCACAAUGAACCCUGUGUAUAGCCCCGUGCAGCCUGGGGCUCCUUAUGGCAACCCUAAGAACAUGGCUUACACAGGUUACCCCACAGCCUAUCCAGCAGCAGCCCCUGCCUACAACCCCAGCCUGUACCCCACCAAUAGCCCCAGUUACGCUCCAGAGUUUCAGUUCCUGCAUUCAGCUUAUGCAACUCUGCUGAUGAAACAGGCCUGGCCACAGAACUCGACUUCCUGUGGCACUGAAGGCACCUUCCACCUCCCAGUGGACACCGGGACCGAGAACCGAACUUACCAAGCAUCCUCUGCGGCUUUCAGAUAUACUGCGGGGACACCAUACAAGGUCCCACCGACCCAGAGCAAUACUGCUCCACCCCCCUACUCCCCAUCACCCAACCCCUAUCAGACGGCCAUGUAUCCCAUCAGAAGUGCCUAUCCUCAGCAGAAUCUGUAUGCCCAGGGAGCCUACUACACACAGCCGGUGUACGCUGCCCAGCCCCACGUCAUCCACCACACCACGGUCGUCCAGCCCAACAGCAUUCCCUCUGCCAUCUACCCGGCACCUGUAGCUGCCCCCAGGACCAACGGCGUGGCCAUGGGCAUGGUGGCUGGCACUACCAUGGCGAUGUCAGCAGGUACCCUGCUGACUGCACCCCAGCACACCGCGAUUGGGGCACACCCUGUCUCCAUGCCAACAUACAGGGCCCAAGGGACCCCUGCGUACAGCUAUGUGCCACCACACUGGUAAAGCCUGCAGCCCAUCCAAAUCUGGAGUCACACAUUGUAUGCAACUACUCAAGUCUUACAGGUGCUGGAGCAGUUCCCUAGCAGCACCACCUCUAUUUGCAAGAAGAGACAACGGAAGUGCAAGGGUCACUUUAUGCAUCUUUAGCGGUUUUGAUUUUGAUUUUUGGUUUAUGUAAAAGCUGCUUUUUCUAAUCUCCUGCCUCUCCCCACUACCCUCCUCUUAGCCACUGCCCUUCCAGCUUCACCCCUCCUCCUACCUGACCAGGCACUUCCUCUCUGCUCUUCUUCUUCCCUUCCCCAAGCGUCCAUUCCCCGGGGAUCCCGGUCUAGCGGCAGGUAGAGAGUGGGGGAUAUUGCAGUGGUUCAGCUGAAGGCACGAUUUCCGAUUUCCUUUGAAAAGCCUAACAGAUGUAGCCCUUGGGUCCAGGGUGGGAACUCAGAGCUGUUGAGCAGGCUCCAUCUUUGGGGGAUUGUUUCCUUUUUUUAAUUUUUCUCAAGAUUAGUGUAGGACAUUACCAUGUCCUGACACAAAUGAAAUGUCUUCUGAGAACCAUCACAACAGACCAAGAACAAAACACCUGAUUAGGUAGGAGUGUUCAUAGGAGCUUAAUACCCCAGUGCCAGAGCUCACCCAUCUGUCCUUGGGGCUGGCAGGCCGGCCAGGCUCUUGGUUACCUUUAGCCACUCAUGGCCAAAGUGAAGGAACCACAUUCCAGAUGGGUGCUGGCAGCUCUGAAGAUGAGGAAGCUGAGGCCUGGAGAAGAGGAAAGGACUUCCCUAGAUCUUGCAGUAAAUUAGCAUUAAAUGCAGCCUUUCUACCUAGGGGCAUGUUGCCCACAAAAAGUGACCUAGGGAUGGAUUGGCUUGGUUUUGUAAAAAUUAAGUCAGCAGUGCCCACAUCUGGUGAGCUCUGGAACAGUAUCUGUCUGGGUUUUUGUUUCUGUUCUUUUCCUCCCUAGACUCCAAAGGCAGGGGGAAGACUGGGCAGAGGUUACAUGGGAGCAGAUGGCAGGAACAGAAAUUGCAAAUGAAGAAAUAGCAUUUGGGAAUUCUGUGAAGACAUCUGGAACUUAUGUCCUAUACCUGACUCCAGCCCUAGGAGAAUGAGCAGGUGGGCCGUCUGAAAAGGAGGGUCCAUGCAUUUAGGACAGUAGCGCCUCAUCCUGAGAGGAGAGGAGGACCAGGAUGAGGCCUGAGAGAAGAGGGGUCCCUGGGUCAGGAGGCCCUGCUAGUCUCAGCUAGGAGCCUGGUUUGCCCCCCUGCACCUAGCACAUGGCUGGGCCAGCAGCACCCCCUAGUGGGGGCAAGAACAUUUUACUGUACAGAGUGGGAUCAUUGAUAAUAUUUGGGACUUUUAAAUAACUUUUUAAAUUCAUUCAAACGUGGACAUAUCCCUAUCUCUACCUCCCAUCACUCCCUAAAGGAGGAAAAAAAUCAGAAACCCUUGGGCCAGGAGGGCAAAGCCCAUCAGCAUCCUCAGCCCAGAGUCAGAAGUUGGGGCCAACCUUCUUGGCCUGCAGGGACCUGGAGGACCAGUAAGGAGAAACCCAGCUGUUCUGAAUGGUCUGUUCCGGGUGCGGAAGUUUCAUUUUAAAACCAGAGUUUCCCAGUGUUAAUCCAUUUUUUGCAAAUACCUCCUCCUCUCUGGUUUAGAUUAUGUCAUACAUAUUUGGAAAAUGCCAAAAUAAUAACAGGAAACCUUUGCAUUUAUCAGGUGCUUCUUAGAUUUCAGAGCACUUCACAGCCUUUAAUUUACUGGCCCUGAGACAGAGCGACAUGGUCGGAGUUGUUAUGCCCACUGGACAAAUGAGGAGCUGGUUCUAGGAGGAAAGGGAACUUGCCCAGAGUGAGCAGAACACUGGCUCCUGACAGGCUUCCUGGGCCUGCUGCAUCCAGAUGGGCUGCAGGAGAACCAGAGGGGAAGGGAAAGAGGAGACUUAGGAAGGACCUUGUUACUUUUGUUCUUUCUCCACCAGUAAGUAAAAAAUAAUGUCUGGCACCUUGCAGUUCACAGAACAAUUUCACAUCCAUCCUCUGAUUUAAUCCUGUGAAAUAGAUUAUUCCUCCCAUUUGACUUAGGAAACAAACUCAGAAAAGCAAAGUGACUUGUCUAUCUGCUUUCUCUCUCCCUCCACGCUGACUUAUACACAGGCUUGCAGACUGAUGCAUCUAUGCUCUGCACCCUCUUAGCCCUGGUAUGUAACUCAGUAUCAGAGACAGGCCCUGAGGCAUAGCCAAGGCAGAAGGGCUGUAGUCUGAAGAGCCCAGGCCCAGCUCCCCUUUGGUAGUAUGAGUGUUGGAGUCUCGUUCUCUUGCUCUGAUGGAGAUCCACAGCCUGGCCAGGCUUGGAGAGUCAUUGCAAAGAGGCUGAGCCGGGAGGGCAGGGGCAGCAGUGCUUUAGCAGGAGCAGCACACCUGGCAGGCUCACAGGUGUCUGUCAGGAGGUACCAUGGGCAUCAUCCAAAGGUACUGGUGGCCCAGUAGUCAAGCUGGCCAGAAGGUCAGAGCCAGGAGGGCCCUGUCACUGUUGAAAGGCCAGCAAGCCAGAGAGGACAGGGUGUGCCAACAUGACAAUGAGCUGCAGUGCUGGCCCCGCGUGCAAAUCCCUCUCCACCCCCUCCACUGCCUCUCCCAGUACCACAGCUUGGUGGCCAGCAUUAGGGGUAUAUAGGUGGUUCUAGUCACCAGCCAACCCUUUCACUCCCCCCUCCCUUCUAUUUGACUCCCUCUCAGUAGCCUGGGGCCUAGGAAGCUGGAGUGCCCCCAAUCUGCCACAUUUUGAAAAUGUUUUAAAAAUGUCUUCCCCGUGAGACAGGACAAUUGCUGCUCCUCUCUCUCUCUCUCCUGGUAAUGAUCCUAAAGUGAUACCCCCUUCCCUAAAUAUUGAACAAGGACAUACACCUGUCCAGAGUGUUUUCAUGUACGAAGUACUUUGACAUUGAUUGCCAAAAUACCCAUCUUACAACUAAGUCUCAGAAGUCUUAAGACUUGCCAAAGGUCACAGAGCUCAAGAGAAAGAGCCAACACUUGAACUCUUCAGCUGCUCUGCUCUUCCUGCUGGCACCUGCUGGGUCUGAGUGGCAGGGGUGAGGAAGGGAUGGCUUCCCGUCGUAUCCCACGGGUGAGGACCAGGACCUGAGAGUGCAUAGUCCUGGCUCCGUAUCCCAACUCCUACCUCUGGCUGCUUGUUCCAGGUCUGAGGGAUCUACUUUAGAGGUCUGGGGUGCUGCUUUGGAGGAGCUUGCUUUGUUCUGCGUGGCCUCUGGAGUGAGUCGUGGGACUUAAAAAGGGCAGGCCUCUUGGUCACCAAGUUCAGGUGUUGUUGUGCAGACAGGACUAGGCCAGUCUUAGCAAGGCCCUGGCUUAGCCAGGCCUGGAGCCCUGCAUGUCAGGUUCCUCAGCUCUGCUGCAUGGCCUGAGAGGGAGGGCCGAGAAGGCAUGGGUCUUGGGCACAGCACUCUGACUAGAGUAAUUAAGAUCUCAGUGUGGCAUUUCUCCUCGUUGCAGUUGAAAGUGUGUGGCAGCUCUGCUUUUCCGUCCUGCAUUCUACAUCACUACAGGGUAUUUCUAAGCCAAGCUCAGAAAUCCAGAGGGGUUAGGUCAGACAAUGGAGUGGGCAGGCUGGAAGCAGGCUCCAGGAGGAAUCCAGGCCCGACCCACCGCGGAAAGCAGGAUCACAGUAGAAACUCAGCCAGGCUAACAUCAGAUUCCAUACCUGAGCCUCUGAGAGCUCAGGCUCCUAUGGGCAGGCCAGGCCAGCUGCAGCAUCUGUCCUUUACCUGUUCAUGCUCCCCUCUCCUAGAGAACUCGUUUCUGAAAUUAGGCAUUACGUGUUCCAGGGCCCAGCCGUCAAAAUUUCUGGCAGGCCAGCUUCAACAUUCCAUAGCCAACCUUGCCUGAAGCAGACUUAGGUCCCACUCACUCAGUUUCUUCAGUAGGUAUUUUCUGUCCUGCAUGCUAUUGCCUCCAGCCCAGUGGCCAAGUGAGACACAGGAGUUGGGACUGGCUGUCACAAAGCCCGAAAGGGAAACUAGAGCUCACUUUCCUGUGGUGCGUCCGUAGUCAGCAGGCUCCGUGCGUGGCGGUGAGACCCCGUACCCAUUCCAGCUCCUGGUACAGGGGUGUUUUCCUUCCCGGAGAGAACAGACAUAACAGAUUUGCAGAUAAGUACCAGCCCCUGGGAGUCAAGUGGGUGAAAUCAUCUUUGAGCCGGACCCCAGCAAGACCAGCAUCUGCAGGCUCCAGCCUUCCUCCUGCAGCCUGAGCGUCGGGAAGAGUGGGACUGCCUGCCCAGAGAGCACCUUCCCGGGUCAGCAGAUGGUCUGGAUCUAGGGUGGGACUUGAGCUUCUCCUCACCGAGGGGCGGCCAGACCAGGCCUCUACUGGAGUUGUCUGUAAUGACCUUUAAAGGCCCAGGGCCUGUCCCCAUCUCCUGUUUCAUAUCACCUGUUCUCAUGGCAUGUAACAUCCCUGUGAGAGUGUUGUAUAUGAUUUUGUAUUUUUUAAUUCAUUUUAAUCUACAGGUUGGAAUCUGAUUUUUAAAUUUUAUUGGAAUUCACAUUUUAAAAGGAAAAAACAUUUAAAAUAAUAAUAAUAAACCUUUGACCAGUGUC
Eptesicus fuscus (big brown bat) is the source of this 5576-nucleotide messenger RNA. It is a transcript of the gene FAM168A, whose product is annotated as family with sequence similarity 168 member A. The transcript is spliced from 11 exons. The record is from RefSeq and is a predicted model, not a curated record. Gene Ontology annotation, biological process: positive regulation of base-excision repair. NCBI's taxonomy places the organism in Eukaryota, Metazoa, Chordata, Mammalia, Chiroptera, Vespertilionidae. The coding region runs from base 230 to 964 and encodes 244 amino acids.